This is a messenger RNA of Spodoptera frugiperda (fall armyworm), 903 nucleotides long. RefSeq lists its product as uncharacterized. Bases 148 to 801 code for a protein of 217 amino acids. NCBI's taxonomy places the organism in Eukaryota, Metazoa, Arthropoda, Insecta, Lepidoptera, Noctuidae. The record is from RefSeq and is a predicted model, not a curated record. The transcript is spliced from 3 exons.
CACUCAUUAAGGUCAUGGCCGGUAAUACUUAGCACGCACCCUUCGUGACCUGACAUGACAACGACAGGGACGUCUGUCAAUCCCUCACCUGACUGAAACAUAUAAAACAGCUGAGAAUUUAUAAAAUAGAUACAAGACAGAGUGACAAUGACUGACGCAUCAGGGACCACAAAAACACAAGCCACGGAUAAAGAGGCCGAGGAGAGCAAUGUGUCGAAGAAAGACAAACUGUCGCAGAAGGAGAAGGAGAUACCUGUCGUACACGAUCAGGGAUUCUUCCAGCAUAGCACUGGAGACACAUAUGAUGGAUACUUCGAAGCCAAGAAAAAGGAUCAUGCUCUUAAAAUGCAUGGGUUUGGCGUUUAUACGACAGCUGAAGGUGACCGGUACGAGGGACACUGGGAUCAAGAUAGAUUCGGCUGGAAUGACGAGGUUGUAAUAUCAUACAUCGAAGGUGCAAAAUACGAAGGAACCGUCAAAGAUUGGUCUUAUUCCGGAAAGGGUAAAUAUACCUAUCCCGAUGGAAGUCAUCUGCAAUGUGAAUUUGCAGACAAUUGUCCAACAGGCAGCCUGCGGUUGACGGAUCCUAAUGGACAUCUAUGGCUGGGUAAGGCUGAACUAGGAUUCGCAUGGUUCGAACCUGUUAAUCACUUUUAUGAUUUCUUGGAGACGACUAGUGCAACCAGAAAGCGCCGUAAGUUGCAUGCAUCGUCGUCACAAAUGUCCAAGAAAUCUUUGCGUAGUAGAAGUAGUAGACAAAGGUUGGCUGCUAGUCAUUCAAAUCCAAAAAUUAAACGUUAAGAGACAGCAGAUUUGUCCGACAUGAUCGAGUUAUUUCCAUUUGAUAUUACCUAAAUACUGUUAUUUAUUUUGUUGAUAAUAUAUAUUUUCAUAUAUCCGUUA